Molecule: messenger RNA, 4372 nt
Organism: Myripristis murdjan (pinecone soldierfish)
Lineage: Eukaryota; Metazoa; Chordata; Actinopteri; Holocentriformes; Holocentridae
Product: protein crumbs homolog 1-like
Exons: 8
Coding region: 147-3215 (1022 amino acids)
Biological process (GO): Notch signaling pathway
Molecular function (GO): calcium ion binding; Notch binding
Source: RefSeq, a predicted model, not a curated record
UCCAAGCACUGCACUAAACAGUGAACACAUGCAUGGAGGAGCAGUGCCGAAGAUGGAAUUGUACACACAAGUACUCUUCGCUGUUCUGUGAGCUGAGAUGAAGACAGACUCAGAUAUCUGUUAAUUAGGAGGACCUUUAAAGGACAAUGAUUAGAUUCAGUGUGAAUAUCUGGAUUUUAUGGUUGCUUUAUGCAGGUACUUUCUCGGAUGAGGACGUUAAUGGAUGUGAACAGCAGCCAUGCCAAAAUGGUGGCAUAUGUGAAAGCCAAAAUGGUGGUUUCAGAUGCCUUUGCUCUGAACAGAGCCAAAAUGGGCGCCUGUAUGGUGGGGAAACCUGCACGGUGGCACUUUUGGGCUGUGAUGACAACCAGUGUGAGAAUGGAGGAAUAUGCUCACCCCUGCUUGUAAAUGCUCAGCACACUUACAGGUGCAUCUGCCUUCCUGGCUUCACAGGCCCAAAAUGUCAGAUCUCCACCGUUUUCUCAUUUGAGACCAGUGGUUAUAUGUACAUAGAGACCCAGCUUCUGGACCCAGAGGCACCGCUGAAUGUUACGUUCAGUUUCAGGACAGGGUCGGCAGUUGGCACCCUGUGUCAGCGCAGAGUGGAUGACCUGCUCCUCAGCGUCGAACUGAUGGACGGGCACCUCCGCCUGCGCAGCCUCACAGGCCAGGGGUCUCUCACACUGGUCCAGGAGCUGCCAGAAGACAUGUCCAACAACAAGUGGCACACAGUGGAAGCAUCCCUGGGUGGCGUGGUCAGCCUCAUCAGGCUGCUCUGCACUGAAGGAGACUGCAACAGGGACACUGGCACAGAGAUCCAGUUGCUUGAGCAAGCCUCUGAUCUCCCCGAGCCAGGGUCAGUCCGCCAGAGUCUGUUCAUAGGAGCAGUGAGGGGGGAGAGCUUGGGUUUGGGCAAAGAAGUGGAUGAUGCAGACUACCCCACUGCUUUUCUUGGGUGCUUUCGGGAUGUGUUUGUGGACUCACAUCUGGUGGUGCCCGUGGCGAGGCCAGCAGAGUCAGAUGCCCAGGCAAACAUCACUGUGGGAUGCAGCAACAAAGACAAGUGUGAUGACAACCCAUGUCAGAACCGGGGCCGCUGCGUGAGCCAAGGCUGGAGGAGCUACAUGUGUGAGUGCCAUAGACCAUAUGAGGGAGCCGACUGUGCAGAGGAGUACAUCACCGCCAGGUUUGGAAACAAAGGCUUGGAGAGUUAUGCUGUCUUCUCAUUAGAUGAUCAUCCAGGGGACACUGUGGUUGUGUCCAUGUUCAUCCGCACAAGACAGUCCAGCGGCCUGCUCCUCGUCCUGGCCAACAGCACCGGCCAGUACCUUCGCCUUUGGCUGGAGGGGGGCAGGGUCAAAGUUCAGGUCAACAACUUUGAGACCCUGGUUGGUCGUGGUUUGGUUAACGAUGGUCAUUUUCAUCUGGUGACUGUCAAGAUGGAAGGUGGGGCUACCACCUUGUUCCAGUCGGCCCAGAACCAGGGCUCCAUCCGCAUUAGGCAUGUCCAAGCCCAUCCUGGGGACCUCGUCUAUGUCGGGGGGCUGCCAAACCCGAGGGCCUCCGCCUCAUUUGGUGGCUACUUCAAGGGAUGUGUGCAGGACCUGAGGAUCAACAGCAAGCGGCUGCAGUUCUACCCCAUACCGACCUCAGUGGCAUCCUACAGCCUGGACAGCCUCAUCAACAUCACACAAGGAUGCAGCAGUGACAACGCCUGCACUGUGAACCCAUGCCUCAAUGGAGGAGUGUGUUACUCCAUGUGGGACGACUUCAUCUGUAACUGCCCCCCCAACACCGCCGGGCAGCGCUGUGAGGAGGUGAAAUGGUGUGAGCUGUCUCCCUGCCCCUCCACCGCAGUCUGCCAGCCACGCUCUCAGGGUUUUGAGUGUUUGUCUAAUGUGACUCUUGGGAGUGAUAGCAGCAUUUUGUCCUACCGUGGCAAUGGGAAGAUCAAGCGCAGCCUCAGCAGUGUCUUCCUCAGCCUCCGGACCAGACAGCCUGAUGCCAUGCUACUGCACGGACAGAAGGCCUCUGACUACCUCACCAUCUCCCUCCAGGACUCCCAUCUGCUCAUGGAGGUCAAGGCCGAGGAUUCCCCAAAGCUGACCAUCCAAACUCCAGGCCCGAUCUGUGAUGGGGAGUGGCACACAAUUGAACUGAGUAUGAAGAACCAGAACCUCCAGCGGUCCAGGUGGAUCAUGGUUCUGGAUGGAGGCAAAGAGGGUUUCCACAUGUCAGACGUCACUGCUGGGAAUCUGGAUUUUCUUAAGGAGGAAGUAGAUAUCGUCUUGGGUGGACUGGGGCUUGACGCUGGAGGGAACUUGAUCGGGUGUCUUGGCCCUGUGGAGAUCGGAGGGCUCCUUCUUCCUUUCCACGGGGACACAGAGCUGAACCUCCCCAGACCCCAGGAGGAGCAAUUUGUGAGGAUAAACGACAACGUCGCUCCACGAUAUGGCUGCUGGGGGGCCAGCGUGUGCACACCCAACCCCUGUCAGAACCGGGGUGUGUGUGAGGACCUGUUUGACCUGUAUCACUGCACGUGUCCCUCCAGGUGGGCCGGGCCGCGGUGCCAAGACCCAGCGGACACCUGUGCCUCCAGCCCCUGUGUCCAUGGCAACUGCAACAUCAUACCUGGAGGAUACAAGUGUGCAUGCGAGGCGGGGUACACUGGCGCCCGCUGCGAGGUGGAGGUGGAUAUGUGUGCAGGCAGCAAUUGCAGCAAGGGCUCUACAUGCCUCAGAGGCAUUCAGAGCUACGCAUGCCUCUGCCCUCAGAACUUGACGGGCCAGUAUUGCGAUGUGAAAAUUCCUGAAAUCCCGUGGUACAUUGAGACACUUCCAUUUCCUACACUGCCUGUAUCUCUGUGCCGGGGAACAAGAUGGAACUACAGCUGCUUCAAUGGAGGAAGCUGCUCUGACGUGGACAACACCUGUCACUGCCUGCCUGGCUUUGCAGGACAGUGGUGUGAGAGGGAUGUGGACGAAUGUGCCUCCGAGCCCUGUAUGAACGGGGGCUUCUGUAUCAACUACAUAAACAGCUUUGAGUGUAUGUGCGAUUUAAAUUACUCAGGCAAACACUGCCAAAUAGACAUCAGCGACUUCUACUUGUACCUCUUCUUGGGCCUGUGGCAGAACCUGUUCCAGCUGGUGUCCUACCUCGUCAUACGCCUCGACGAUGGCCCAGAAAUUGAGUGGGGAUUCCACAUCGAUGAUUAGCCUCAUGAUCGUGGGCUGCAAAGAUAAAAGUGGACUGUUGGCGUAACAGGAGGCCAGAGGCAGCUUAAAGCAACUUGAGGUGACUUUAAAUGUUGGUGGUUCCAAAUGGGAGUGAGCGGUAACUGCUUGAAUAAUUUAAACAUCAAUACCCAUAAAUCAUACAACAUGAUUUCAGUAAACUGCACACAGCACAUUCAUGUUCACAAGCCUGACAAUGACUUUACAGUACAGGGAUGAAACAAUUUGUCACUUCUGGUGAACCCAUAAGUCUACAUACUCAACAUCCAAAUUUUAUAUGGGUGAAUCUCCAGGGUCUCAAUUGAUGGGGGUAGGACACUCUUUUCUGUUGCAGCCCCACUUUAUGGUUUAGGAUGAUAAGACAAUCGUAUUUUUACAUUAAAAUCUUGACCAGUGCAACUUAAAUUGGAUCAUCAUCUCAACUACAAAGACAAUGGUGACUUGCUCAGCAACCCAGGGUCUGUUGUGCAUUCAUCCACUGCCCCUCGCUAGUAUAAAAGAAAUGAAAUACUAUCAUUAAAUGUUUUAGUUAAGUGACACCCAUGAAAAUAUGCCUACCAACCCCGGUUUUGUGGAGUGCUGAAAAGGACCGUAACUAUCUCUGGAACUAUUAAGAUUGAUCAUACAAUGAUUUUGCGUGUCCAAAACAACAGAGAUGGAAGAAACUUUAAUGCAGUAAAAAUGUAUUAGAUGCGAUAAAUGUGAUUUUGUGUUAAACUACAAUUAGUGUACUGACAUGGUCAGAAAUAGAAACCUAACCUUGUCUGUUGUGAACAGAAUUACCUAACUAACAUCACAUGUUGCACAAUGUUACUAACCCAGUAUAUCAAUGUUAUCUGGUUUUCAUACUGAAAGCCACGUUAGAGUUGUCCUUGUGCCUUAAAAUCUCCUUUUUACCUGGAGCACUGUUUUCUAAUCCAGCGUACGUUUUGUAAUGUAACUGUUCAGGGACACGUUUGCAUUCAGUUAUGUUCUGCUGGAGAUUGAUAAAUAAAUGUAUUUAUUUAGAAAACCAUGUGUAUUUAGAAACUGUGUAUAUGUAUCCGAACAGGAACUCACAAAAGGUUAUUCUGGAUGCAGCGCAUACAGUACCUGAUCUGUGAGAUGAUGUAAAAUAAACUUUUUGAAUGUUUGCAAAA